Molecule: messenger RNA, 957 nt
Organism: Diplodia corticola
Lineage: Eukaryota; Fungi; Ascomycota; Dothideomycetes; Botryosphaeriales; Botryosphaeriaceae
Product: swib mdm2 domain protein
Exons: 3
Coding region: 1-957 (318 amino acids)
Biological process (GO): nucleolar large rRNA transcription by RNA polymerase I; transcription initiation at RNA polymerase I promoter
Cellular component (GO): RNA polymerase I upstream activating factor complex; nucleus
Molecular function (GO): RNA polymerase I cis-regulatory region sequence-specific DNA binding
Source: RefSeq, a predicted model, not a curated record
AUGCCUCGUACGUGCUCCCUCACCCUCAAUUGGCCGACCCGCUCCCUCUCCGCUCCCUCUCCGCUCACACGACGCCCCUCCCUUCUAGUCCCGCCCGAGGUCGAGGCAUCCUACACCCUCGUCAUCGAUGAUAUCCUGGCCCACAGCGACCUGAACACCGUCUCCGCCAAGCGGAUCCGCAAGGGCCUGCAAGCGCGCGUAGACCACGACAUAACCCCCGAGAAGGACGCCAUCACCGACCUCAUCCUCGCGCGCUUCGACAAGGUCAACUCGGAGCGCAACGGCGUGGCCGCUGACAACGCCGUCACGGGGACCAUCGAGCCCGUGCCCGCCGCCGCGGCGCCUGCGACCAACGGCUCGGCACGAGACAACGGCUCCGGCACAUCCACCCCGGCCUCGUCCAAGAAGAGGCCGGACCCUGACGAGAACGUCAAUGGUUCUGAUGUUUCGGACCUUGCCUCCACCCCGCCCAAGAAGAAGCACAAGAAAAGCACGUCUGUAGAGGAUGACGCCGCCUUUGCUGCCAGGUUACAAGCCGAGGAAAACGGGCGCGCCAGGUCGACUCGUGGCGGUGGUGCGUCCAGGCGGAAGGCCCCCACCAAGAAGAAGGGCGAGUCUCGUAAGAAGAAGAGCAAGACCAAGAUAAACUCCGAUGAUGAUAGCGAUCUCGCCAGUGGUAGUGAAUCCAAGAAGGAGCCGAAGCGGAACGGGGGCUUCCACAAACCGAUGAUACUUUCCGCACCCUUGUCCGAGCUUCUUGGUGAGACCCAGCUGUCACGUCCGCAGUGUGUCAAGAAAAUCUGGGAAUACGUCAAAGAAAGGGAUCUCCAGGAUCCCAAUGACAAACGCCAGAUUCGCUGCGACGAGCCAAUGCGUGCUGUCUUCAAACAGGACCGCGUCCACAUGUUCACCAUGAACAAGAUCCUGAAUCAGAAUCUUUACGCCACCGACGAGUGA